This is a messenger RNA of Colletotrichum navitas, 1938 nucleotides long. Its product is annotated as C-type cyclin. Gene Ontology annotation, cellular component: nucleus; cyclin/CDK positive transcription elongation factor complex. Gene Ontology annotation, biological process: regulation of transcription by RNA polymerase II; positive regulation of DNA-templated transcription, elongation. Bases 1 to 1938 code for a protein of 645 amino acids. Gene Ontology annotation, molecular function: cyclin-dependent protein serine/threonine kinase activator activity. The transcript has 3 exons. The record is from RefSeq and is a predicted model, not a curated record. NCBI's taxonomy places the organism in Eukaryota, Fungi, Ascomycota, Sordariomycetes, Glomerellales, Glomerellaceae.
AUGGACACCCUCAAUGGGUAUCCAGUGCCAAGUAACAUCCUGGCGCCCGGGGGUUUGGGCACCGAGGUGUUGGACAUCUGCGCGGGUGGCCAUCCCAAGCUGAUCCGGGUUUUGUACCGGCAAGACUGUUCGGUCGUCCCGCCUCGGCUCCGGCUCCUGGUGGUGACCCACCCUGGAUGGCAACCAUGGUCCGUGCGCAUUGCUGGACGAGUUGACUGGCACGCCUCCGAUGCAGCUCCUGCACCUUUCACGCACCCCACCGCGACUUUGACGGAAAUCUACCUGGGCGUUCUAAAGCACUGGGGACGUAAGGUCUCAGAGGCUACGCGCAGACAGAUUGAACUUCUUGCGCCCAACCACAUCCUCGACCUGCCACUCGACGGCGACGACGUUUUCUUCGAGGACUAUAGCUGGAUCACACCUCCCAUCCGUCCAGCUCCGCAUACGAACAAGAACGUAGACGACGGCGAGGACAAGACCAACAACAAUACCAAGACCGACGACGACGGUAACGACAAUCAGGACGGCCUGGGUACCAGCGAUUCUACAGGUCCGCUCUGGAACGACGAGGACAACGAGGACAGCGACAAGACCAUAGCUGGCUGUCCUGUCGAACGUGACGGCGACAUCACGAUGGCGCCUUCCGGCCCUAAGGCGCAGCAGAAUGCUAGCGCUGCAAACCCUGCCCCGACGCCUACCCCCGAGCCUGCGGCCUCGAAGGGGCCGCACCCCGGUCAUAUUCAAGUGGCGUGCCAGUAUACCAGCGAACAGAGAUUGAGACGCAUGCUGCGAGACAAUAAGAGUGAUCCCGCCAGGGAGGAUAACUACCGUCUUCAAGGUGUACAGCUCAUCGAUAACAUCCGAACCUUGUUACAUGUCCCCGUCAAGACUUUCGACACCGCCUGCGUCUACUACCACUGGUUCAGACUGUCGUUUCGUGACGCCGAGUACAACUACCAGGAUGCCGCCGUGGCUGCGCUCUUCCUUGCUUGCAAGGUUGAGGAUACCAUCAAAAAGUCCAAGGAGCUCCUAUGUGCUGCGUACAACAUUAAGAACCCUGACCAUACCACGACCCAGGACGACAAGAUGUUUGAGCAACCCUCCAAGAUCAUCAUAGGCUUGGAGCGCUUGGUCCUCGAAACCGUUGGCUUCGACUUUCGUUGCCGUUACCCCCAAUCCGCUCUGCUCAAGGCCACAAAGAAGAUCAUGGGCCCCGACUCAAAGAAGAUCUUCUCUAUCGCGAUGGACAUGAGCGUGGAUUUAUACAAGACCUUCGCUCCGAUCAAGCAGACCAGUUAUGCCAUGGCUUUGGGCUUGCUCGAGCUAACCGCUCGAAUCCUCGGCGAGGGGGUGGACAAGAUCGAACGGAUCAACUACGCCGAAUUCCACACGACUCGCCAGAACGUGGUCGAAACCGUGCUCGACCUGCUCGACCUCUACACGCAGCACGGCAAGUCCACCAAGCUUGGCAACAAGUUCGACCUGAACAAGUUCAUCGAGGUCAAGAUCGUCAUUAACAACGAGGUCGACAACACUCCGAACCUCGCACGGUAUGCCCACUGGUGCAACAACUGCGACGGCGGCGAGGACGAGAACCUAUCCAAUGGCGUCUCGGUCCUCAAGAAUAUCUCGUUCUUUGGUAGCAACAGCGCUAAGCGCAACGGACGCAACCAGGACGGCACGAUGCGCUUCGUCUUUGACCCGGAGCAGGCCCGUCAGGAGCGCAAGGAGGUCGAGGCGUAUUAUCGCGACGAGUACGAGGAGUACGAGGUCGAGGUUGAGGUUCCCAUCGAGCCGGAGCGCCCGAACCACAAUAAUCACAACAACCAUAACAACCACCGUGACAAGCGGCAUGACGGCGGCGGCGGCGGCGGCGGUGGCUGGGGCGGCCCGAACCACCACCGGCGUAAUCGUGGUAAGGGCCGUGGCUACUACUGA